Messenger RNA from Vigna umbellata (rice bean), 520 nucleotides. Lineage: Eukaryota; Viridiplantae; Streptophyta; Magnoliopsida; Fabales; Fabaceae. The record is from RefSeq and is a predicted model, not a curated record.
GGACCAAGGGUUAUUUGCUGAUGAUAUUCACUUUUUUUAUUUAAAUUUUCUGCUAAUAUUGUGUUUAUACUGCCUGUCUCUUACCCAGAUGUAGCACUUGUCACCUCUUUAAGGGAUGGAAUGAAUCUUGUAAGUUACGAAUUUGUGGCUUGCCAAGAUAAAAAGAAAGGGGUUCUCAUUCUCAGCGAAUUUGCUGGUGCUGCACAGUCACUUGGCGCUGGGGCAAUUCUGGUCAACCCUUGGAACAUCACGGAAGUUGCUGCUGCAAUUGCCAAGGCUCUGAAUAUGAAAUCAAAAGAACGAGAGAAGAGACAUAAGCAUAACUUUAAACAUGUAACAACCCACACUGCUCAGGAAUGGGCAGAAACUUUUGUGAGGUAUAAAUGUAGAUAGAGUAUUCACGAUAUCUAUCUGGUCUUAUAAAUCAGAACUUUGUGAUUUCCAAUGAGGGUGGUGGAGAGCACAAUCAACCAAAAUAAAGAAAGAUUGUCAAUUAGUAUAAUCAUACAAAGGAUAAGGA